This is a messenger RNA of Entrophospora candida, 144 nucleotides long. NCBI's taxonomy places the organism in Eukaryota, Fungi, Glomeromycota, Glomeromycetes, Entrophosporales, Entrophosporaceae. The record is from the annotation of a GenBank genome assembly.
UUAAAAAAGCAGUUAUAAAGAUGCAUAAUGCAGGAUUUGUACAUGGUGAUUUAAGAUGUGAAAAUAUCCUCUGUAAGAAGAAACAAAAAAUUGGUGGUAAUAAUGAUCAAGUAGAUAUUGCAAUUAUAGAUUUUGAUUGGGCUG